Neofelis nebulosa (Clouded leopard) is the source of this 2142-nucleotide messenger RNA. RefSeq names its product homeobox C12 (gene HOXC12). The record is from RefSeq and is a predicted model, not a curated record. NCBI's taxonomy places the organism in Eukaryota, Metazoa, Chordata, Mammalia, Carnivora, Felidae. Gene Ontology annotation, biological process: regulation of DNA-templated transcription. The coding region runs from base 82 to 927 and encodes 281 amino acids. Gene Ontology annotation, molecular function: sequence-specific double-stranded DNA binding; DNA-binding transcription factor activity, RNA polymerase II-specific. The transcript has 2 exons.
CAAUGGGUGGCCGGUGCAGGUUUAACUAUGUUUAAUGUCAGAUAGCAAUAAAGUAGAAGCUGCCGGCCGGGCCCCGCGGAAAUGGGCGAGCAUAAUCUCCUGAAUCCCGGGUUUGUGGGGCCGCUGGUGAACAUCCACACGGGAGACACGUUCUACUUCCCCAACUUCCGCGCGUCCGGGGCGCAGCUGCCAGGGCUGCCUUCGCUGUCCUACCCGCGCCGUGACAACGUGUGCUCGCUGCCCUGGCCGUCGGCGGAGCCCUGCAAUGGCUACCCGCAGCCCUAUCUCGGCAGCCCAGUGUCGCUCAACCCGCCCUUUGGCCGCACGUGCGAGCUGGCGCGCGUGGAGGACAGCAAGGGUUACUACCGCGAGCCGUGCGCUGAGGGCGGCGGGGGCCUGAAGCGUGAGGAGCGCGGGCGCGACCCGGGCCCAGGAGUCGGGCCGGGGGCGGCGCUGCUGCCGCUGGAGCCGUCGGGGCCCCCUGCGCUCGGUUUCAAGUACGACUACGCGGCGGGCGGCGGCGGCGGCGACGGGGGCGCGGGACCCCCGCACGACCCGCCCUCGUGCCAGUCACUGGAAUCCGACUCCAGUUCGUCCCUGCUCAACGAGGGCAACAAGGGCGCCGGCGCCGGCGACCCGGGCAGCUUGGUAUCGCCUUUAAACCCCGGCGGCGGGCUCUCGGCCAGCGGCGCGCCCUGGUACCCGAUCCACAGCCGCUCCCGGAAGAAGCGCAAGCCCUAUUCGAAGUUGCAGCUGGCGGAGCUGGAGGGGGAGUUUCUGGUGAACGAGUUCAUCACGCGGCAGCGCCGGAGGGAACUCUCAGACCGCUUGAAUCUUAGUGACCAGCAGGUCAAGAUCUGGUUUCAGAACCGGAGAAUGAAAAAGAAAAGACUUCUGUUGAGGGAGCAAGCUCUCUCCUUCUUUUAGGCGGCAAGACACGGGCACCGGCCCCGAACUGAGCCUGUCUCUGGCAGGGAGCAAGAGGGGGCGCUGCCUGGGACCCAGUCCCCGCUUAGAACGCCAGGCAUCUCUGGCAGGCCCUCCCUGGACAUCCUCUUGUCUGUUUUGUUUGUGGUUCCCUCCCACACACCCCCAGCAGGCCCUGCCAGGUCCCAGAGAGAAGGGAAGAAGCCAGCCAAGGAGAGAGGAAGCCCACAGCUGCAGGCAGGGGAUAGGGGCAGGGAAGGCUGAGGUGCUGGGGAAGGACUGGUUUGCAGUGGGACCGGGGCACUGGGCCCGGGGCUGAGGAGCUGGAGCAAAGGUAAUCCAGGCGCCCCCCUCCCACCACUUUCCUUCCGUGGCCGGAAGUCAACCUGCAGUAGGCAAAAGUGGGGACAGUGGAACCGAGGCUCCCCAAACUCCCAGCGGUUGGGGUUAGGAGAGGCGGAGAGGAGGGAGCAAGAGUGGAGCGUCUGCGGAGAGAUUGGCAGGGGUCAGCGUAGCUAUGCAAGGGCAGGAGGAAGUGGAGAAACCUGGGAGGAAGUGCGGUUUGGGAGAACAGCGUGAUCAUUAAUGCCCAGUAAAGUCCGCUGGGGUCUGGUCCUCUAGGCCUGGAGGCCGAAGGGGCCGAGGCACAGGCGUUUGACAGAGCCGGCUGCGGACAAGGCGACCAUCAGCCUUAAGUCCCCUCUGGGGCGGGCUGCCUGAAAAGUCUCCUGGUCUCCAGCCCUCUCCCGACGCCUCUGCCCGCCCAUUCGCUCACAGGUGUGCUGCCAGGCAGUCUUCCUGCCGCCUAGGCGGCUGCGGACCGGAAGCCGCAAGCGCGGAAUUGAGAGCCCAGCGGACGCAGCCUCGGGCAUAGUAGCCACCCCAGGGACCCCCACCUGGCCCUCCAGGAAGCCCAAGAGGCUGUGAAAGAGUCUGCGAAGCGCGGCAUUGAUUGGCCGGGAGAGUUUCUGGCAGCCGCCGCUACCGCCGCUGAUUCUCCCUUCCCCGCUGGCGUUCACGGUCACGGCCGGCCAGAGGCUGGACCGGCAUAAUUUACGAGGCAGGAGGAGAAUCUGCCCCUAAAGGGGCUACCGGCCGCAGAGGCCCCUGCUCAGCCCUGGUUUCCCAGGCUGGUGACAAUGAAGGAGGGGGGCGCUGCAGUCCCCCACACAACUCCUUUCUCUCUUUUACCCACCCCCAUUCCACCCGCCCCCC